AGAUUUGAAGUGUUUGAGUUUUUUAUUGGAAUUGUUUCCAUUGUAUUUCAAUUAAUUUAACAUGUUGUUUGAUAGGUUUCUUUGUUUAACAACCUCAUACACACCCAGUUUCAGUUAUAUAUUUUUAGUUUAGUUAUUAACUUUCCUUCGCUCUUAAGCCUAUGUCAGAAUGGAGAUUGGUUGAUUUAAAUUUAAAUUUAAACUUUUUAAAUUAGAUAUCAUUUAAUUCUUAUAUUUUGUUUACUAUUUUUGUUUGAAAACAGUCUGAAUUUCCCAAAUUCAAUUUAUUUGUAUAAACAAUAACAUUUUAAAUUUCGGAUACUGUUUAGUAUUGAAAUGCAGACGCAUCUUGUUUGCAUUUUCCUGUUCGGCUGUUCCCGCUGUCAACUAUAAUAUAAUGCCUUUUUUUUAUUUUAGAUUCUAAUUGGAUUUUAAUUAUUCGAAAGUGACUAUUGAUUUCGUUUAAUUGGAAAUAUGGGACGUAAGAAAUUGUGUUAAAGCAUCGAAGAACAAAAUGCUUGAGUUAAGAAGUACAAUGAUAGUCGAAGAAAAGAGGUUCGAAUAACUCAGGAGACGGUUCUAAAAAGAAAAGUUCUGAAAUUUCUGUGACUAAAAUUAUGAAGCAAAAAAGAGAUGAAAAUUGUUCUCAGUGCCCAGAGAUCCACUAUCAACCAGCUGAUUCAUUUGAUGUUGAACCAAAUUUCAACCAAACUAUACCCCAAUUCCUGCAAAGCGCUCUUGAAAGUUUUGCUGUUUUAGAACAAAAUAUUGGACUGUCUAGUGAAAUGAUGAAAUCAGCUAAUGACCGGCUGGACAAAAUGAAGAAGGACAAAAGAGCAAAUAUGGAUGAAAAUGAAGAUGAUGUGUCAGAAAGUAAUGCAGAUCCAAAUGUGUGAAGUAAUGAAAAACCCAUGCACUUAUGCUUGGGUGCUUUUAGUGAUAGACAGAUACCUACCAUCAGAGGCCCUUUUUCUGCAGCUUCAACCAAAAGGAAAAUAAAAAAGAUGCGGGAUUUGGCUGAAGAACUCAGCAUUCAUGCAAAAGUUCAAACCAUCUUAUGCUAUGUAGCACCAAACAAAAAAAAUCCAACCAGAUUUUUAGAAUCUUUUGGAGAACAUGCUGAUUGGUUCUUGUAUUCCACAAAGCUGGGAGAACAAGUUCACUCGACAUUAGAUAAAGCUAGUAAAACAUGGAUUGGACCUUAUUCUGGGAAAAAACCUGAAAAGAAAAAUGUUACGAAGAAAACCAUGGAUUCAGUCAUUGAUGAAAAUGACCAAAUUACCACAGAAAUAGCAAGAAAUGCAGUAAAUAUUGCUGUAAAAAAGGCAGCUACAAUGAAAAGGCUGAAAUUGCUGGAAGAACAGAGAAAAAACAAGAAUCAGAAGUUAGCUUCUGUGAAACCCAAAAAAGCCUAUGAACAAAAAAUCAAAUCCAGUUCAAGGUCUAGUUAAUUGUUCUCCCCCUCCAAAGUUGAUUCCGAAAAGCUCUGAAUGUUUACCAUCAACACCAAAUAAUGGCAGAUCAUCCCAGUCUUUCACUCCCCAGAAAAUUUGUUCUUCCAAUCUUUCAGUCAGUUUAGUGAAGGACCGAAUCAAUAAAGAUCCCAUUCAUGAACAAGA
Messenger RNA from Daphnia magna, 1619 nucleotides. RefSeq lists its product as uncharacterized. Bases 912 to 1451 code for a protein of 179 amino acids. NCBI's taxonomy places the organism in Eukaryota, Metazoa, Arthropoda, Branchiopoda, Diplostraca, Daphniidae. The transcript is spliced from 7 exons. The record is from RefSeq and is a predicted model, not a curated record.